Messenger RNA from Pollicipes pollicipes, 2284 nucleotides. Its product is annotated as CUGBP Elav-like family member 3-B. Lineage: Eukaryota; Metazoa; Arthropoda; Thecostraca; Pollicipedomorpha; Pollicipedidae. The transcript has 2 exons. The record is from RefSeq and is a predicted model, not a curated record. The coding region runs from base 511 to 2058 and encodes 515 amino acids. Gene Ontology annotation, molecular function: RNA binding.
UGCGCCGCGAAGUCCGCAUGCGUGAGGGGGCUCCGUGGACUUGAUGUUCAGGCUACUUGUUACGCUAAUCGUGUUGCGUAUCGCGUAUCACGUAACGUAUCACCAUUUUGAACAAAACUGGAAGAGGCGUGUGCAACAUUUGCAAGGAGUUCAUUCCUAAGUCAAAGCUAGUCAGAGCGCGGCUCUCGCCGAGUUUCUCAGAAGACUGGUCGCGCGGUAGAGAAGCAUGGCGAGCAGCGACGCGGGCACGGCGAACAACGGCGGCGAGUCGAAGGUGGAGGUGAAGCCGGCCGAGCCGGCCUCGCCCGGCGGCCUGCUCGGCAAGGCCGGCGGCGGCCUGCUCAGCAAGGCGGGCACGGUGACCGGCAGCGGCGGCGACCAGCCGAAGCCGAGCAGCGGCGGCCUGCUGGCCAAGGCGGCCGAGCCGGCCGGCACCGACGACGCGCCCAAGACGGCCGCCGGCGACCCGCCCACCAGUAACGGCGAGAGCGCGGCCAAGCGGCGCAACAUAUGGUCCACCCGGACCCGGACACGAUCAAGAUGUUCGCCGGCCAGAUCCCGCGGCGCAUGGAGGAGGCCGAGCUGCGCAAGGUGUUCGAAGAGUUCGGCCCCGUGUACCAGAUCAACAUCCUGCGCGACCGCACCACUGGCCAGAGCCGGGGCUGCUGCUUCGUCACGUUCUUCACGCGCAAGGCGGCGCUCGAGGCGCAGAACAAGCUGCACAACCUGCGCACGCUGCCCAGCAUGCACCAUCCGAUGCAGAUGAAGCCGGCGGACGCCGAGAACCGCAGUGAGCGUAAGCUCUUCGUCGGCAUGGUGGGGAAGCAGGCCGACGACGAGGCCGUGUGGGCCAUGUUCGAGAAGUUCGGCCCGAUCGAGGAGUGCACCGUGCUGCGCGACCAGAAGAACAACAGCAAGGGCUGCGCGUUUGUCACGUUUAUGUCGCGUCAGAACGCGAUCGCCGCCAUCCGUGGUCUGCACCACUCGCGCACCAUGGAGGGCUGCUCGGCGCCGCUGGUGGUCAAGUUCGCCGACUCACAGCGGGACCGGGACGCGCGCCGUCCGCCGUUCGGGCCGCCCAUAGGGGGCGGAAGCCGACAGGCGAUGCCCAACUAUGGUAACAACAAUUGGGGCCAGCAGCAGCAGCAGCCGCAAAUGCCGAUGCAGCAGCAGCAGCAACAGCAGCAGGCGCCGUCCAACAUGAUGAACCCGUUCAAUCCGCAAACGCUGUCGCUGCUGCAGCAGCUGAGCAACGCCGCGUCGGCGCUCUCGUCUCUGGCCGGCCAGGCGCCGCCCAGCGGGCCGCCGCCCAACAUGUUCGGCAUGCCGCCGCCCAACAACGGCAUGGGCCAGCAGCAGGGCCAGCAGCAGGGCAAUUUCAACCAGCAGAACAACCCGGCCUCGGCUCUGGCCAUGAUCAUGCAGGCGGCGGCAAUGACCCGGCCUGCCGGCGGCCCGUCCUUCCAGGGCCCGCCGCCGGGCAACCCGCCCAACACCAACAACUUCGGCAGCGGCAACUUCAACAACAAUCCCGGCACCGGCGGCGGCAGCUAUGGCACGACGGGCGGCAAUUACGGCGCCACAGGUAACAACUACGGCGCGACGGGCAGCAACUACGGCACACCGGGCAACAACUUUGGCACAACGGGCAACAACUAUGGUACGCCGGGAAGCAACUUCGGCUCGUUUUCGAGCCCACCGCCGUUCGGCGGCGGCCAGCAGUCAAACUUCCCGCGUGCGCAGCCGGCGAACUCGAACACGCCGCUGGGCCGCCAAGUGGAGGGGCCGGACGGCUGCAACCUAUUCAUCUACCACCUGCCGCAGCAGUGCAAUGACGCCGACCUUGCCAACAUGUUCUCCCCCUUCGGCAACGUCAUCUCUGCGAAGGUGUUCGUCGACAAGCAGACGAAUAUGUCCAAGUGCUUCGGCUUUGUCUCGUACGACAACCCGGCCAGCGCCGAGGCGGCCAUUCAGGGAAUGAACAGCUUCAUGAUCGGCUCCAAACGCCUCAAAGUACAGCCGAAGCGCUCCAUGAAGGACAUCGCCAAGCCGUACUGAGGCAGUUGGCUGCGAUCUGACGCGCCCAUUCCCGGGAGGCGGCGUCUGAGCGGCUCUCGGCAGGACUUCGGGCUCGUCCGCGGCUGCCGCGCGGCGCCCAAAGCCGCGCCGCGCGGCGCAGUUCCGCGACACCGACGCCACGGGUCUGGCGUCGGUGUGACGUCACCAGACGCUCAGCGGAACCCGUGUACAAACGCUCUGGGUAAGGUGCGAUCGUGGGCGUUGC